AUGUCCUCUGACGAAAAGGACUCCUACAAGGGCGUUGCCAGCCCCAACCCGGAGCUCAGCAACAACAAUGAGGGCGACAACGCCGACGGUCUUCACCGUCGUCUGAACAACCGUCAAAUCCAGCUCAUCGCCAUCGGAGGCACCAUCGGAACUGGUCUCUUUAUCGGUAUCGGCGCCGGUCUGGCCAAGGGUGGCCCCGGCAGUCUCCUCGUCUGCACCGCUCUCUACUCUUGCGUCCUCGCCUUGGUUAACAACUCAAUCGCUGAGAUGACCACCUAUAUGCCUGUGUCUGGUGGCUUUAUCCGCCUUGCUGGUGCUUGGGUCGACGAUGCUCUCGGGUUCAUGGUCGGAUGGAACUUUUUCUUCUACGAGGCUCUUCUGAUCCCAUUUGAAAUCGUCGCCCUGAAUCUUGUGCUAUCCUUCUGGAACGACAAUAUUACCAACGCCGGCCCGACUGCAGGAUUCUGCGCUGCCAUCAUCGUCUCAUAUGGUGUGCUAAAUGUCCUUGCUGUCGGUGUCUUUGGUGAAGCUGAGUUCUGGCUUUCUGCCGGCAAGGUGAUCCUCAUCUUGAUCCUGUUCGCCUUCACAUUCGUGACUAUGGUCGGCGGAAACCCCCAGCACCACGCGUAUGGCUUCACCUACUGGAAGGAUGCGCAUGAUGCAUUUGCUACAUAUCGCACUGAAGGUGACCUUGGACGCCUCGAGGGCUUCAUGGGCGCCAUGGCUGCCGCAGCCUUCUACGUUGUGGGCCCCGACUAUAUCUCCAUGGUCGCUGCUGAGGCCAAGCACCCCAGCAGGUACAUCAAGACGGCCUUUAAGACCGUCUACUUCCGCUUCGGUCUCUUCUUCAUCGGUGCUGCCUUGACCUGCGGUAUCGUGCUGGACCACAAGGACCCCAAGCUCGUGUCAGUCCACCUCGGUGACGGCGAUAGCUCUACUGCCGCCGCUUCGCCUUAUGUCAUUGCUAUGAAGAACAUGGGGAUCGAUGUCCUUCCCCAUGUUGUGAAUGCGCUACUGUUCACGACCAUCUACUCUGCCGGCAACACAUACACAUAUUGUGCCACCCGCUCGCUCUACAGUCUCGCCCUUGAGGGGCGUGCCCCGGCCUUCCUCCGCAAGACGACCAAGAACGGUGUGCCCAUCUACUGCUUUGCCGUCACUAUGCUCUUCCCGCUGUUGUCAUUCCUUCAGCUUGACAGCAGCUCCUCCGAGGCCUUGAGCAUCCUGCUGGCCCUCAUCACCGGCGGAGGCAUCGUGGACUACAUUACUAUGAGCAUUACCUUUCUCUUUUAUUACCGCGCCUGUAAGGUGCAGGGUGUCGACCGCAAGAAGAUGCCCUACUACGGCUACUUCCAGCCCUAUGGCGCCUGGAUUGCCCUUGUCCUGCAGAUUGUCGUGGUCUACACCUACGGAUACACCUCGCUGGCUCCCUUCAACGCCAAGAACUUCUUCUCCAACUACACCAUGCAAAUCAUCGCACCUUUCCUGUACCUCGGCUGGAAGCUGCUCAAGAGGACCAAGCUUGUCAAGGCUGAGGAGUGUGACCUUGUUUGGGAACGACCUGGGCUUGAUGCAUAUGAGGAGAGAAUGAUGAUCCUGGAGCCGCCGACGAGCUUCUGGACUGAGACGCGGGAUAUGUUCCGCUUUAAGCAGAAGAAGUCGGUGCCUGAUGUGCAUGUGUAA
Fusarium vanettenii 77-13-4 is the source of this 1683-nucleotide messenger RNA. RefSeq lists its product as uncharacterized. Gene Ontology annotation, molecular function: amino acid transmembrane transporter activity. Gene Ontology annotation, cellular component: membrane. The record is from RefSeq and is a predicted model, not a curated record. Gene Ontology annotation, biological process: amino acid transmembrane transport. The transcript is spliced from 2 exons. Bases 1 to 1683 code for a protein of 560 amino acids. Lineage: Eukaryota; Fungi; Ascomycota; Sordariomycetes; Hypocreales; Nectriaceae.